This is a messenger RNA of Arxiozyma heterogenica, 1053 nucleotides long. RefSeq lists its product as uncharacterized. Gene Ontology annotation, molecular function: nucleotide binding; oxidoreductase activity. Gene Ontology annotation, biological process: NADPH regeneration. Bases 1 to 1053 code for a protein of 350 amino acids. Gene Ontology annotation, cellular component: cytoplasm. The record is from RefSeq and is a predicted model, not a curated record. The transcript has a single exon. Lineage: Eukaryota; Fungi; Ascomycota; Saccharomycetes; Saccharomycetales; Saccharomycetaceae.
AUGUCUCCUGUUUUGAAAGUUGGUGUUGUCGGUACAGGUAUUUUUGCUAGAGAUAGACAUUUGCUAUCCUACCAAGAAUAUCCUGAAGAUUUCAAAGUGGUAGCUGCUUUCAAUAGAACUAAAAGUAAAGCUAUCGAGUUUGCUAAACUUGCUGGUAUUCCAGAAGAAAAAAUUUAUGAUACCAUCGAAGAAAUUAUGAACGAUAAAGAUAUUGAUUACAUUGACGCCUUGUUGCCUGUUCAGUUCAAUGUUGACACUGUUAAGAAAGCCAUUGCUGCUAACAAGCCGAUCAUCUUAGAAAAACCAAUAGCUGCUACUAUGCAGCAAGCUAAAGAAUUGGUCCAAUUAGCAGAAACUACUGAUUUACCAAUUGCUAUCGGUGAAAAUUGGCUAUAUCUAAACUCUAUUGAAGUUGCAAAGAAACAUCUAGAAAGAAUCGGUCCGAUUAUCUCUUUUACUCACAAUUCCACUGGUCCAUUUAUUAGUAACAACAAAUAUUUGACGACCUCUUGGAGACAAAACCCAGAACAUAUUGGUGGAUUUUUAUCUGAUGGUGGUGUCCAUCAAUUAGCUCUUGCCACUUCCUUAGUCGGCGAAUUCGAAUCUGUCUCAGCUUUGACUAAACAAGUUCGUAAAGAAUCGGGUACUGAUGAUAUUGUUUUCGCCACGGUUAAGAUAAGAGAUAGUGACGUCAUUGGUACUUUCACUUAUGGCUCUGCAUUUGGUGCCACUGAAAAAUCUGUCUUCUUAAAGAUCUAUGGUAUCAAUGGAUCUAUUGUCGUUGAUGUUUCUAAUAAGAGUAAACCAGUCGUUAAAGUUAGGCUUGGUAGCUUUGCUGAAACUGCCAGUGAAGAAGAGGUUUAUGCAGUUCCAUUUGAUGAAUCCUUUGGUGUUAACACCGAAUUCUUGAACUUCCAUGAAGCUGUAGCAAAGAAAGAUAAAACUUUGGUUAAGAGUACACCAAGAGUGGCUUUUCAUCAUUUAGCAUGUGUUUCUGCUUUCUUGGAAUCAUCUUCAAAAAAUGGUGAUCAUGUUAAAGUUGAAACUCUAUGA